Messenger RNA from Malaya genurostris, 1156 nucleotides. RefSeq lists its product as uncharacterized. Gene Ontology annotation, biological process: sleep; positive regulation of voltage-gated potassium channel activity; regulation of synaptic transmission, cholinergic. The coding region runs from base 250 to 732 and encodes 160 amino acids. The transcript has 3 exons. NCBI's taxonomy places the organism in Eukaryota, Metazoa, Arthropoda, Insecta, Diptera, Culicidae. The record is from RefSeq and is a predicted model, not a curated record.
UUCACUACAGACAGAUCUUUCGUUUUUGUUUUGGUUUUGUGUCGAUCGUGUUAAUGCCAUACGCAUACGAUGACCCCAUAAAUGUCAGAGGAAAUCACCAACCGAUAGGUACACUUAGGUAGAGCAGAACCAGUCACAAAAUCGGAUUGCAAACUGUGACUGAACGUGUUUUGUUUUGUUCUAACGAAGUACCAUUCUCUGUUGACACCUUUGUGAUAUCGCAACUGAUUCCGAAACGUAAAAUUAGUGAUGUGUAAAUGGUCGGAAUUUGCUCUCUUCUCGUUUGGAUUUAUGCUACUUUCUAAUUACAUUGUGCAAACGGAUGCUCUGUUAAAACGAUGCUACCAGUGCCGAUCUAGGGGAGAACUUGGAAGUUGCAAAGAUCCGUUCACAUUCAAUGCUACGCAAGUCGAAGGUGAGCACGGAGUAACGGCUGUCCCGUGUGCUUCUGGUUGGUGCGGAAAAGUGAUCGAGGGCCAAGGAUCGUUCCGGGAGGAUGACUACGACAUGGCCACUCAGCGAAUGUGCGUUCAACGCGGUCCCUCGGAUUCUGAAGAUCGCUGUGCGUACACGGUUUACAACUAUAAAAAAGUAUACAUGUGUUUCUGUCAAGGUGAUCUAUGCAAUGCUGCACCUAGAACAGGAGCAACACCGAACAUAAUCAUUCUUCUAACGAUAGUCACCGCAUUAUCGUGUAGUAGAUUACUGCUGCCGCUCAGAUUUCUUCGAUAGUUAAAAACGAUCAGUUUUUCGAGAACCCUUCCCCAUAAUUUCUUUAUCAAAUCACAGUAAAUUGUUCAUGUUCAAAAUACAUAACCUAGUUGUGAUGUCUAGCCUUUAUUCUGUGACAAAUGGAAUUGAACUUGAUUGUUAGCAAAAGUUCAAACAUAAAACCUAUCUUCUCCAAUAUCAUAUCGCAUCAUCCUGGAAUAUGACUGUCAAAAUUAGCAGGAAUGUUCACUCUAAAAUGAAUGAAUAUAGCAAAAUUUGUUAGCAAAACAUAGUUUUUUUUAUCUCAUCAUUUCUCCCAUCAAAAACCGAGGCAAGGGAAAAAUAAUACAGUGUCGAUCAAUUCGAUACUGAAGCAAUUUUGCUAUUCUAUUUAAGUAAUUUUGUUUUUAGCUUUUCACAAAUGGGCGGUCCUAACGGCCACAAA